Molecule: messenger RNA, 2147 nt
Organism: Symphalangus syndactylus (siamang)
Lineage: Eukaryota; Metazoa; Chordata; Mammalia; Primates; Hylobatidae
Gene: CD1C
Product: CD1c molecule
Biological process (GO): antigen processing and presentation, endogenous lipid antigen via MHC class Ib; antigen processing and presentation, exogenous lipid antigen via MHC class Ib; positive regulation of T cell mediated cytotoxicity
Cellular component (GO): external side of plasma membrane
Molecular function (GO): lipopeptide binding; endogenous lipid antigen binding; exogenous lipid antigen binding
Source: RefSeq, a predicted model, not a curated record
AUGCCAUACACCAUUUUGUCUAAGGCAGUUGAGGAAGGGAAGUAGAUAUAAUGGAGCUUAGUGACACAGCAGCUGGAAUCCUGAGAGAAGAGAAUAACUUUAGUUCAGAGCAGGUGGAGAAAUGAGAGAUUGAGUAGGAGGACCAAGGUUGAGGGAAGCAGAUCUUCUUAGCUGCUGUCAGCGGCUGAUGGGGAAGAUUGUUGGUAGAAGGAAGUCAGAAUAUAGGUACAGAGGGAUAAGUUUGCUAAGAACAGAGAUCAGCAAACAGCUUUUCUGAGAGAAAGAAACAUCUGCAAAUGACAUGCUGUUUCUGCAGUUUCUGCUGCUAGCUCUUCUCCUCCCAGGUGGUGACAAUGCAGACGGUAAGAACAUCGCGGUCAGCUGCAGGGUUACAGGUAUCUGGGUAGAGUCUGCUGGGCCUUCCCGAGAUGGAUCAAUGGAGAUGCCAGAAUGUUUGCCAUCUGAGCAUACCUGUCUCCAGGUCCAGUUUACUCUUUUGGAGGAUGGUGGCAGAGCAUGGGCUCUGUGUAAGAAAAAUGUUAUAGCUAAAGUAGUCAUUAACAUUUUUCUGUGGUAACUGGUUCACUUUCCAUUUCCUUUCCAUUUUCCGUUAAAACAAUCAGGGCCCAGGAAAAUGAUGUGGUUUCUCCUUUUUAUGUUACAAAUGACCCACAAGGUCCAGAGGGAUGAAGCAACCUUUCAAUGCCACACGCCACUUUGUCUAAGGUAGUUGAGGAAGGGAAGUAGAUAUUAUGGAGCUUAGUGGGAGAGCAGCUGGAAUCCUGAGAGAAGAGAAUAACUUUAGUUCAGAGCAAGUGGGGAAAUGAGAGAUUGAGUAGGAGGCCUAAGGUUAAGGGAAGCAGAUCUUCUUAUUUGCUAUCAGUGGCUGGUGGGGAAGAUUGUCUGUUGGUAGAAGGAAGUCAGAAUAUAGAUGUAGAGGGAUAAGUUUGCUAAGAACAGAGAUCAGCAAACAGCUUUUCUGAGAGAAGGAAACAUCUGCAAAUGACAUGCUGUUUCUGCAGUUUCCGCUGCUAGUUCUUCUCCUCCCCAGUGGUGACAACGCAGAUACCCAGGAACACGUCUCCUUCCAUGUUAUCCAGAUCUUAUCAUUAGUCAACCAAUCCUGGGCACGAGUUCAGGGCUCAGGAUGGCUGGAUGAGUUGCAGACUCAUGGCUGGAACAGUGAAUCAGGCACAAUAAUUUUCCUGCAUACCUGGUCCAAGGGCAACUUCAGCAAUGAAGAGUUGUCAGACCUAGAGUUGUUAUUUCGUUUCUACCUCUUUGGAUUAACUCGGGAGAUUCAAGACCAUGCAAGUCAAUAUUACUCAAUAUAUCCCUUUGAAGUACAGUUGAAUGCGGGCUGUGAGCUGCAUUCUGGAAAGAGCCCAGAAGGCUUCUUUCAGGUAGCUUUCAAUGGAUUAGAUUUACUGAGUUUCCAGAAUACAACAUGGGUGCCAUCUCCAGAUGGUGGAAGUUUGGCCCAAAGUGUCUGUCAUCUACUCAAUCACCAGUAUGAAGGCGUCACAGAAACAGUGUAUAAUCUCAUAAGAAGCACUUGCCCCCGAUUUCUCUUGGGUCUCCUGGAUGCAGGGAAGAUGUAUGUACACAGGCAAGUGAGGCCAGAGGCCUGGCUGUCCAGUCGCCCCAGCCUUCAGUCUGGCCGGCUGUUGCUGGUUUGUCAUGCCUCCGGCUUCUACCCAAAGCCUGUUUGGGUGACAUGGAUGUGGAAUGAACAGGAGCAACUGGGCACUAAACAUGGUGAUAUUCUUCCUAAUGCUGAUGGGACAUGGUAUCUUCAGGUGAUCCUGGAGGUGGCAUCUGAGGAGGCUGCUGGCCUGUCUUGUCGAGUGAGACACAGCAGUCUAGGAGGCCAGGACAUCAUCCUCUACUGGGGACACCACUUUUCCAUGAAUUGGAUUGCCUUGAUAGUAAUAGUGUCCUUGGCGAUUCUAAUAGUCCUUGUGUUAUGGUCUAAGAAGCACUGCUCAUAUCAAGGCAUCCUGUGAGGCUCUUCCCCCUGACUCCCCCAUUGUAAUAAGAACCCAGCAACCCAGGAGCCUAGUACAACAUAGUGAUGCCAUCCCGUCGAUUCUCCAUUUAAAUUGUUUCUCUUUCUGCCUAAUAAACAUUUGUUAAUAUAAACCAAA